Messenger RNA from Quercus robur (English oak), 867 nucleotides. RefSeq lists its product as uncharacterized. The transcript is spliced from 2 exons. The coding region runs from base 1 to 867 and encodes 288 amino acids. The record is from RefSeq and is a predicted model, not a curated record. Lineage: Eukaryota; Viridiplantae; Streptophyta; Magnoliopsida; Fagales; Fagaceae.
AUGGAUGGGGGAAAAUCCCAAUCCUCUCAAGAGGGGGAUGAAGCCCCGCGAGCUCCAAAACAGUUAAAGAUUGGGCACCAAAGCAAGGGGAAAGGGAUCGAAACCCAAUCUGCCCAAAGUAAGGGGAAAGGGAUCGAAGCCCAAUCCGCGCCGAGUGCUUGGCUUCCCGCCCCAAUGCUCCACGGGGAGCCAUUGCUGGAAACCGCGUCCAUGAGGGACCUUGGAGAUGGCGAUGGCGGUUAUGUGGCCGAUGCAUUAAGGAGAACCAUGCCGCUUCCUACUGAUGUGGAAGAGUUAAAGAACAUGAGGAGGCAGGAGGUUUUCCUUAGCGUGAAGAGGUACCUAGGUAUGGCUAUCCAGGCCACCUAUAGGAUGGAGGAAGAAGUUAAGAGGCAGAGUAAGGCCGCCGAGGAUGAACGCACCAAACGCAUAGAUGUUGCGCGGACCCUCAAAGCUUCCAAGGCUGAUCUCGUGAAGGCUAGGGAGGACUUAAAGGAGGCUACCCGAGACAGGGAUAGUGCCUUGGCAGGUUUAACUGGUGCCCAAAAACAGGCCGAGGAACAGAGAAAGCGCCUACUCGAUGCCGAGGAGCAAUUGCAGAUAGCUAAGGAGCAGAUCAGUGACUUGAAGAAGAAACUGAUCAUGGUUGACAAUGCUAAGGGCGUGGCAGAGUUUGCUCGGGACAAAGCCGUGAGAGCCAAGCAGGAGGCUGAGUUUGCCAGAAAUGAGGCCGAAGCUGCUAGGGACAAGGCCGAGGAGGAGGGUUACGAGACGGGAGUAGCUGAAACCCAGGCCUCCCUUAAAGCUCAAAUCCUAGGAGUAUGCAGGCUAUACUGCUCCCAGGUUUGGGUAGAAGCCCUCAAAUGA